Molecule: messenger RNA, 3345 nt
Organism: Closterium sp. NIES-67
Lineage: Eukaryota; Viridiplantae; Streptophyta; Zygnematophyceae; Desmidiales; Closteriaceae
Source: the annotation of a GenBank genome assembly
AGCAGCAGCAGGUGCUCAGCAGAAAUGGAGCCACUAGUGCAAUUCAGCCAUCACCGUUAUUAUUCUGGCAGUCGUUAGUUACUAGUCUAAUCUGCUCUCAGGCGCAUUCCCCGCCCCAUGCACAACCGCUAACUUGCACGAUCCGCGACUGUAAUUCCCUUGGUGAUCCACGCAUAGCGACAACGACGGGCUGCCUGCCGCCGCGCCGACACCAACUUGCGCGAACGGUCGAGCACCCAACCCAACGUCCGGCUGUGCUCAGAUCCCGUUCCGGACGUGUGCGAGCGGUAGUAGCACGAGCGGUAAUCGCAAGAGGUAGUUAAAAUUCUUAGCGUCAGAAACCAUGACGUCGAUGGAACGCCAAAUCAGCGUAGCAAACAACCAGAGUACCGCUUUCUCUACCAACUACCAUGCGUCGUUAGCCCAAAGAAUGGUCUCCUCUCUCCCGCCCGGCGAUGACCCCGCCGUUUUCCACACCUCCCAACUCCCCCCCACCAAGCUCCAUCCAGCCGCACUCCCCGCCCUCGAUCCGCGCCCCACUAGUAGUGCUUCCGCCAGCUCCUUCCCCCGCAGCCGCUCCUCCGCCGCCGCCACCCCCCCAGCUCAUCACCGCAUCGUCCGUACGCCCCUAAUCCUCUCUUCCCCGCCACACCCGGCGGUCGCCGCCAGCAAACCAUCGGCGCCCUCUCUGCGCGCCCGCCCGCACAGCGGACACGCCGUGUUACAGAUGCCGCGCGGAGACAGCGACGGGGGGGGCGGAAGCGGCGGUGGCGGAAGCGGCGGCGAUGCGCAAUGGCUGGCGCGGCUGCGCAAGUGGGAGGAAGAGACGUGCCGCGCUCGAGGCCGCCCCUCGCGCAGCGCGCUUGCCGCCGGAAACCUCACCGCCGCGGCAGAAACCGACGCCCCUUCCGCAGGCGCGCGGAAGUUGCGGUGGCAGCGGAGCUUUAGCGAGGGGGGGGCAGCCCCCGCCGAUGCUGCUGCUGCUGCUGCUGGUGCUGGUGCUGCUGCUGCUGCUGCUGAGACCCUCCCCGUGGGUUGCGGUAACGAGUACGAGGAGGGGAGGGCUCAUGCGGGAGAAGUCGAGCAUGAUGAGGAUGAUGAUGAUGAUGAUGAUGAUGAUGAUGAUGAUGAUGAUGAUGAUGAUGAUGAUGAUGAUGGUGCGGUGCUGAUGGGUGAGGUGGUGGAUAGUCCCACGGAGCACGCGCCAUACCCUGCUGCCGCGGGAUUCGUCGUAGCGGCGCUCGCCGCCACCGCCACGCCCGUCGGCGCCGCGGCUAUUAAUGGUAGCGGUGGUACGCUAUGGUGUGCCGUGCCGACGCUGCAGGCCGCCAUGCCACACUCCUUGAUGCAGUCGAUCCCCGCGUCGCAUGCUGGGGGGCAACAGCAGCAGCAGCAGCAGCAACAACAGCAGCAGCAGCAGCAGAUGCAGGUGCGGGUGCAAGGGCAGGGGCAGGGGCAGCAAGCAGCAGCGCGGGCGCGUCCGCGUGUGCUGCAUCGCUGUCAGUCCGUGCCUGUGGAAAUCCCGCUUCGCCCCCUCCCCCUGACUACCAGGGGCAGCAUCCCCGCCCCCGCCCCCGCUCCCGCACCUGUCCGCCCCGCCACCUCCCCCAAGCCCGCGGGAGGCGCCCCUUAUCGCCGCCCUCCGCCUGUGCUGCUCCCCUCCGCCCCUGACGACGACAUUCCCCUGGCUGCGCCCGUGCCCUCCCCCUUUGCGCCCGCCUCCGCACCCCUUGCGCGGCAACAGCACCCCAAUCCGCGACCCCAAUCCGCGGAGAGGGCAGCGCGGCGCACAGCGUCCGCGCGAGUGUGGGGCCAGGCGCCAAAAGGGCCAAGUAGCAGCAAGGAGGGCGCGGGAAUGGGCGCAAGUGCUGCUGCUGCUGCCACUCCAGUGGACCGGUCUUCCUCCACUCUGCCCAUGGGCAUUAAAGCAGCAGCAGCAGGGGGUGGUUGUGGUGGUGGUGGCACUUCCAAUGCUCACCGCGCGUCUCCCCUCUCAUCCUCCCCUCCCCAGCCUCACGCGCACAUGCUCUCGUCCGUCCACCACCAGCACGCGCACCACUCCCCUUCUCCCUCCGCCAGAGCAGCAGCCUCUGCUACUCAACCCUCACGCCCCUCGCCCACUGCUCUCAGCACUGCCACUGGCAGUGGCACUGGCACUAACCGCCGCAGAAGCGACAGCAUUGGCAGCAGCGGCAGCAGCGGCAGCAAGGCAGGUUCAUUGCACGUGGACCCGCUCGCAUCGCCGUCCGUCCCCAGCCCACGAAUGGCGCUCACGUGCUUCCCUCGCUCCUCGUCCGCCUCUGCUGGUGAACCCUCUCCCUCUGCCUCGCCUGCUGCCACUGCUGGCGGUGCUGCCACUGCUGCUGCCAACGGCAUGCGUUCCCCAAUCACCCCUGCUGCAUCAGCAUCAGCAGCAGCAGCAGUGGCAGGAGCAGCAGGGAGGACUCACUAUCGCGCCAUGUACCCACGCUCCUCCUCCACCCCUGGCACCACCCCCUCCGCCACCACCGCUGCCCCCGCUGCCACUGCUGCCGCCACUCCCACCAACCGCAGCCGACUGACCACCGUCGUCACUGCAACAUCGCCAGAGCAAAUCCGUGCUACUGGUUUUCCUGCUGCUGGUGGUGCUGCUGGUGGGACGGUUGCUGGUGGUAGUGGCAAACGUUCCGGAACUAGUGUUGGCGUGACAACUAGCAGUGUUGCAGGUUCAGGGUUGGCAACAUUGCCGCCCCAUGAGCACCGAGAGGGUGCAGGAGGAGGGAGCGGUGCAACGAGCAUGGGAUGGGCGCAGAGGAGAGGUGAUGCACUCAUGGCGCACAGCCUCAAGCGACACAGCACAGGGCAGAGUGCAGGGCAGAGUGCUGGGCAGGACGAGGAGAGGCCCAAGGCGGCUGCUGCUGCUGCAACUGCUGGUUCCUCAUUUUCUCCUGCUGCUGCUGCUGCUGCUGCUGGUGGUUCCUCUUCUGCUGCUGCUGCUAAUGUAACCCGAUCUCACGGUUUGGCUCCAGUGAGGGAUGGCAGCAAUACGUGCAGCACCAGCAGCAACGGCAAGAGCAAUGGGCACAAGGUGGGAGCGAGGAAGGAGAACACCCGGACCACUGACAGCAGCAGCAGCAGCGGCGGCGGCAAACAGGUUGGUUUCAGCAGCAAACGACCGAGCUCGAGCUCUAAAGCUAGGAUGCAACGAGAUGUGUCUUCUAGCAUUGGCAUUGGCACUGCUGCUGCUGCUGCGGCUGCAGCACCUGUACAGCGGGUGUAUGUGUAGGCUGGUGUGACUGGUGUAGGAACAAAUGCGCCACACAGCACAACGUUUGCUGCACAUUGAAGUAGUUGCUCGUUUGUUUA